UUUGUUUCCUUUAUUUCUCUUUCGUUUUAGUAUUGUACAACAAAAAAGAAACUAGAUUAAACACUUGUCUCAAUCAACCAAUCACAAGAAUCCAAAAGACUGAACUCUGACCAACCCAUUUCGCCGGCAAUGAAUAUCUCCGACUCCGGCAACGCCGUAUGUCACGUUGUGGCGAUGCCAUUUCCAGGAAGAGGACACAUCAACCCUAUGCUAAGCUUCUGCAAAAUCCUAACCUCUCAAAAACCCAACAACCUUCUCAUCACUUUCGUACUCACAGAAGAGUGGCUCACCUUCAUCGGCGCCGAUCCAAAGCCAGAAUCCAUCCGCUUUGCCACCAUUCCCAACGUUAUCCCGCCGGAGCGGGAGAAAGCCGGCGAUUUUCCUGGUUUCUAUGAAGCUGUCAUGACAAAGAUGGAAGCACCGUUUGAGAAGCUUCUUGAUCAGCUUGAGUUGCCGGUGGAUGUGAUUGUUGGUGAUGUUGAACUAAGAUGGCCAGUUAAUGUUGGUAAUCGGAGGAAUGUUCCGGUGGCGGCGUUUUGGACUAUGUCUGCGUCGUUUUACUCUAUGUUGCAUCAUCUUGAUGUGUUUUCACGAAAACAUCACCUAACUGUUGAUAAACUGGAUGAACAAGCAGAGAACAUCCCAGGAAUUUCUUCAUUUCAUAUAGAAGACGUUCAAACCGUACUUUGCAAAAACGAUCAUCAAGUUUUGCAGCUUGCAUUGGGAUGCAUUUCCAAGGUGCCAAAAGCGAAUUAUCUUCUUCUCACCACAGUCCAAGAGUUAGAAGCUGAAACCAUUGAUUCCCUGAAAUCUAUAUUCCCCUUUCCAAUCUAUCCUAUUGGCCCUUCAAUACCUUAUUUAGAUAUCGAAGAAAAAAAUCCAGCCAACACCGAUCAUAGCCAGGACUAUAUAAAAUGGCUAGAUUCACAACCAUCUGAAUCUGUACUAUACAUUUCAUUAGGUAGUUUCCUUUCAGUGUCUAAUGCACAAAUGGACGAAAUCGUUGAAGCACUAAACAAUAGCGGAAUACGAUACCUUUACGUGGCUCGCGGGGAAACGUCGCGAUUAAAAGACAAGUGUGGAGAUAAAGGCAUGGUGAUACCAUGGUGUGAUCAACUUAAAGUGUUGUCUCAUUCUUCUAUAGGUGGAUUUUGGAGCCAUUGUGGAUGGAAUUCAACUUUGGAAACUGUUUUUGCUGGUGUACCAAUUUUGACAUUCCCUCUUUUCUUGGAUCAAGUUCCUAAUAGUACUCAAAUUGUUGAUGAAUGGAAAAAUGGGUGGAAGGUAGAGAUACAAUCAAAGUUGGAGAGUGAUGUGAUUCUUGCAAAAGAAGAUAUAGAAGAGUUGGUUAAGAGGUUUAUGGAUCUUGAAAACCAAGAGGGGAAGAAAAUUAGAGAUAGAGCGAGAGAACUGAAGGUUAUGUUUCGUAAAGCGAUUGGUAAAGGCGGAUCUUCAGAUAGGAACCUCGACGCAUUUAUCAGUGACAUUUCAUCUUGAAGGUCACUGAUACCACCGGUGUCUAGUGCAAAUGAUUGGUGCGUAGUGUGUGUUACAAACCAUAUGGUACCAAUUUUGAUUCCGACUAAUGAAACAAAAUUCAAGGCCACCGACGUGUUGAGCAGGUUUGGUUUAGUUACAGAAAUAAGCAAUGCAUUAAUGGGAUGAAGGGUAUUGUAAUAACGUAUAAGCAAACUGCAGCAUGUAUCAUUAUGUGUAAUUUACUCAUCAAAGUUUCAUAGUAGGGUAAGCAUACUUUUCUUAAAGAAGCAUUUAGUUGCAUACUUGCUGAAGAUAAUGUUUUGAUUGGCAUUUAGCACUUUUUUUUACAAUUGGCUAUAAUUGGACAACAAGCUAUAUAAUUUUAAAA
Molecule: messenger RNA, 1867 nt
Organism: Medicago truncatula (barrel medic)
Lineage: Eukaryota; Viridiplantae; Streptophyta; Magnoliopsida; Fabales; Fabaceae
Product: UDP-glycosyltransferase 87A1
Exons: 2
Coding region: 130-1497 (455 amino acids)
Molecular function (GO): quercetin 3-O-glucosyltransferase activity; quercetin 7-O-glucosyltransferase activity
Source: RefSeq, a predicted model, not a curated record